AUGGUUUCAACGCGUUCUUCUCGGCGGUCUGCCGGAGAUGAGGCCAACGGUAUAUCUAAUGGUACUCCCACCCGCGGCUUCAAGCAAUCGAACGGCCACGCCAAUGGGCACCCUAAUGGCGCCCUGAAUGGCACUCUUCGUUCGUUCAAUGAAAAGACUGAUCGCUCACGAUGGCGAUUACUCGACGAACAAGGAAGACACACAUGGCACUACCUCGAAACAGAUGAGCAGGUCAAAGAAUGGCCGCAGACCACUGCAGACAAGUUCCACUUGGGCCUCGAAACCGGCCUUCCUCUAUUGCCUCGAGCUACGAAGCCCUCCGAAUCUGUGAGAAACUGCCUCGAGUUCUAUUCUAAGCUGCAGUUGCCCGCUGGCCACUGGGCCUGCGAGUACGGAGGGCCUCACUUUCUGAUCCCGGGAAUUGUGUUUGCAUGGUACGCGACCAAAACUCCCAUCUCGGAACCGUAUCGCAUAGAGAUGAAGAAUUAUAUUUUUGCAACGCAACGAAAGGAUGGUGGCUGGGGUCUACACACUGAGGGGGAGUCGUCUGUCUUUGGUACCGGCAUGUACUAUGUCGUUCUCCGCAUUCUCGAGGCAAGUGAAGAAGAUCCGAGAAUGAUCAAGGCCAGAGGUCUUCUCCACUCUAUGGGCGGGGCCGUGAAUGGGCCUCACUGGCUCAAAUUCUGGUUCAGUGUUCUCGGAAUCACCUCCUGGGACAUUGUCAAUCCUGUCCCUCCUGAGCUGUGGCUUCUCCCCGACUGGACCCCAAUCUCACCUUGGCGAUGGUGGAUACAUAUGAGACAGGUCUUUCUCGCCAUGAGCUUUACAUGGGGACAGCGAUGGGUUAUGGAAGAAACUCCUCUCAUUCGACAGCUUCGCCAGGAAGUCUUUACGGAGCCCUACGAAUCCAUCGACUUCGCUGGCCACCGGAACAGCAUCUCCGCUUUCGACAACUAUCACCCAAAGUCUUGGGUUCUCAAUUUAAUCAACCUGAUCCUCAUUUGGAUCUGGUAUCCGUUAUUGUGUCCCGCCUCUAUCAAGAAGCGAGCACAGGACUGGACAUGGCGACUUAUCCAGUACGAGGACGCCAACACUGACUGGGCCGAUCUCGCCCCUGUCAAUGCACCAAUGAACACGCUUGCUUGCUACAUCAAGGAGGGACCGGAAUCGUUCUCAUUCCAGCGGCAUCUCUACCGACUUCACGAUUACUGCUGGAUGAACAAAGAUGGCAUGCUCGUCAACGGCACCAAUGGCGUUCAAGUCUGGGACACAGCUUUCACUAUUCAAGCAGUUGUUGAGGCAGGUCUUGCCCAUAACUCAAGGUGGCAACCAAUGCUUGAGACUGCUCAGCGAUAUCUUGAAACCCAGCAGAUCACGUCCGAAGUCGAAGACCAGGAGAUUUGUUACCGCCAGUCCCGGAAAGGUGCCUGGCCUUUCAGUACCAAGGUCCAAGGCUAUACAGUAAGUGAUUGUACCGCUGAAGGCCUGCGUGCCAUCUUGCUUCUCCAAAAGGAAGAAGGCUAUGGACAAGUCCUACCUGAAGAGCGGAUUCGUUGGGCCGUUGACUUGCUGCUCAGCAUGCAGAACAAGCACUCUGGUGGGUUUUCCUCGUACGAGAUCCAGCGAGGAUCCGAGCGACUAGAGCUGCUCAACGCCGCAGAGGUUUUUGGAAACAUCAUGGUCGAAUAUGACUACCCAGAGUGCACCACUGCUGUGGUCACCGUCCUCUCCCUUUUUCAGAAGCACUCCGACUAUCGCAAAGAUGAGAUCAUUCGUAUCAAAAAGGAGGCUGUGGCUUACAUCAAGCGCGCCCAGCGCAAGGACGGUAGCUGGUACGGCAAUUGGGGUGUGUGCUUUACUUAUUGCGCCAUGUUCGCUCUCGAGUCGUUGUCAAGCAUCGGCGAGACGUACGCAACUAGUGAGAACGCGCGCAAGGGUUGCCAGUUCCUUAUUGACCGGCAGAUGGAGGAUGGUGGGUGGGGCGAGAGCUAUCUUUCCAGCCAUGAACGCCGAUGGGUGGACAACGAAAGGAGCCAAGUCGUCCAUACCGCUUGGACGUGCAUCGCUCUGAUGUACGCAGAGUAUCCUGACAAGGAGCCCAUCAAGCGUGGCUUGACCAUGAUCAUGAAGAGGCAGCGACAGAAUGGCGAAUGGCUACAAGAGGCUAUAGAGGGAGUGUUCAACAAUUCCUGCAUGAUCACUUAUCCGAACUACAAAUUCUACUUCCCCAUUAAGGCCUUUGGCAUGUACAUGCGGAGAAUUGGGGAUGAAGCCUUGCUUUGA
Cyphellophora europaea CBS 101466 is the source of this 2283-nucleotide messenger RNA. RefSeq lists its product as uncharacterized. The transcript has 2 exons. Gene Ontology annotation, cellular component: lipid droplet. The record is from RefSeq and is a predicted model, not a curated record. Lineage: Eukaryota; Fungi; Ascomycota; Eurotiomycetes; Chaetothyriales; Cyphellophoraceae. Gene Ontology annotation, molecular function: lanosterol synthase activity. Gene Ontology annotation, biological process: ergosterol biosynthetic process; triterpenoid biosynthetic process. Bases 1 to 2283 code for a protein of 760 amino acids.